GUCUUUCUUUAUAAUUCGUUUUACAUUCAGUGUGUUAACAUUUAAAAAAAUGGCCAAAAGUACAAUCGUUAAUUUGCCCCAAAUGGUGGACUUGGCAUUAAAUUCACCAGAGAUUGGUGUUGUGAAUUUUACAGUUUUACACGCCCUUCUCCAUGUAAUGGUUCAACAGUUGUCUCUUUCCGAUUUGAACGUAGAGUUUCGAGGAAACGAUAGCGAACGUCUACAGACUUACAUGGAAAAUGCUAAACCCGGUCCAAUAAUUACAUUAACCGAAUAUGUAAUAGACAAAGAGGGCAAAGAGAAGAUGCCAGCAACUGAUGAAGACAGAAGUGAGAAAACUGACAAGGAGGUGGUAAUUAUUGGGCAUGCGGAAAGAGUAGACACGUCAGCCUUGAAAAGAGAUGUCGAGGAGUUGAAGACAAAAUAUGAGAUACUGUUGGAUCUUCCUAAUAAUGAGGAAUUAAUCAGAGAAAUCAGGAAGUCGCAAACUGAAUCAGGAACACUACCAGGACUGCUUCAAGGAAUGGUGAACAAGGCCAAAUUGGAGUCGUUGGAGGAGAUGGUGAAAAAUUUGACUGCAGUUGUUGAAUUUGUUGGUAGAGAUUCUUCAGCUGCCGAUGUUUUAGCCGCAGCACCAGUGAAACAGUAUGAACUUAUGGAAGUGGUCGACAGGCUUGAAGAUAUUGAAACAGCAUUAAAAAACGAAAAUAUCAUGAGAAGACCUUCAAGAAAAAUAAAACCUGAUUCUGACUUAGACAAGAGAAGGUCAAUUAAGAGGUUGUCACAAGAUGAUGAUGACAUGGAGGAUGAGGGUGAGUUGCCGAGGAAAAGAAGAGAUUAUAGAGACGACGACUUUGACGAUGAAAGACCUCCUGCAAAAAGAAAAUCUACGAAAGACAUGAAACAUAAAUCGUCAGUACUUUUGAAAAAGUCUAAACGUUCUAGUACGAAAAAUGUGAAGGGUAUAUCUAAGAAGGAUUCUUCAGAUGAGUCAUUAACUCCCGAUGAAGGUGGCGCGAAAGAAGGAACUACAAAGAGUAAGACCGUAAAGCAUAAAGAUGUUGACACUGAAAGAGUAGGUGAGGAUGAAGAACAAACCCCUAGUCAGGCAAAAGCUAAAAAAGUUCAAAAACAGGAAGCAGGAAAAGACGAUAGUGAUGAAGACGUCGAUACUCGCGCAGAAGAACGCAAACAAAAAAAGGCAAAAAGAGAUUCAGUGAAAAUAAAAGAAGUUGAUAUCGAUGAAGAUAUUAAAAGAAAACAAAGAAGAGAACAAACGAAAUCAACGGACAGUUAUGAUGAUACAGAAGCUCCACUAGUAGAUGAACGUAAAAAGAAAACGUCAAUAAAAGAUCGACAUAAAAUAAGAGAAAUUGACCAAGAUGAAGAUAUCGAUACACCAGUAGAUAGCAAACAAAGAAAAAAAGAAGGGACGAAGGUACGAAAAGUCGAAAGUGAUGAAGAUGUCGAUAGUAUAUCACAAGAUAGCAAACAAAGAACAUCAAAACAAGAUGAAACAAGGGCAAAGAGGGUGGAUGAUGAAGUUGUGGAUCGAAAACCAGGAAACAUCAAACAAAAAUCAAAAAAAGAUCAAGUGAAAUCAAGAGAAGACGACAGUGAUGAAUACAUUGAUAAAGCAGAAGCAGAUGGCAAACAAAAAACACCUAGAGAUCAAAGGAAGAAGGAAGAAGAUGAAGAAGAUAUUGAUGAAGCACGAUCCGAAGAUCGUAAACGAAGACCAUUAAAAAAGGUUUAUAGUGAUGAAGAUGAAAGUUCUGCUGAAUCUGGUAAAUCGAGGCACCCAAGAGGAAAACACAAACCUACAAGAGAAUCUGAUCACGAAGAGGAGGAAAUCCUUGAAGAUACCGAAGUGGUCUACAAAAAGAAAAAAGCGAAACGUGUUAGUGUUGGAGAAAUAUAUUCUGAUGAGGAAGUACAUGAAAAAAGACAACAAAAACCAAAAUCCCCAAGGGAGCAAACAGGAAGAGAUAGUGAAGAUUAUGAAACUCCUCAAAGAACACCUAUUCUAUCAAAAAAACGCGAUGGUGAAGAAGUUCAAACACAAAAAGGAGUUUCCGAAUGGGAGUAUGAAAGAAUUGAUGAAGUUCCGUCACCAAGAUGGAAAGAGAAAACAACAAGCAGAAAAGCAUCGGAUGGUGGAAUCAGAAAAGGUUCAAGUCAGGUUGAACAAUUCUCAAGUACAUUAGUCGAAUCACCUCGUGAACGCGAUAAGCGAAAAUCCCCACGCGGUCAGACGAAGGAAGAAUUCAAGGACCAAAUGCGUGAUGGAAGGGAAAAGACACUGAAGGAAAGAGAGAAACAACGCUGGUCUGAUACAAGUCCAAGACGGACGUUUAUAGAGGACGGCAACACAUACAUCAAACAUAAACGUCCGACGUCAUCAACAAUUACGGAUGAUGAAGAACCAGAAGAGGAUCAUCACAUUGGUCGUCCAGCAUUGACUGGUUCAAAACUGGCAAAUAUGAAAGUAGCCGAAGCUCUCCAAAUGAUACAGGAAGACAUGGUAAACAUCUACCAAUUUGUUGAUCAACGUUUCGAAAUCUUUGGCCACAGUAUUAACAAAUUAAAGUUCACGAUUAGGGCUGUCCAGUGUCCUUUGAACUGUAAAAUGGAGGAGUAUGAAAUUGCUUUGAACGAACAUCAGGUAACACUGAACCAGUUAUCACAGAAAGUAACAUUUCUAGUAGAUAAUAUGGGGAAAGAUGAUGAAAUGAUGGAUCGCCUCAUUCUGCUUGAAGAAGACUUUCUUGAUUUGCAACAUAAAAACGUUACGUUGUGGGAGGAGAGGAAGCUGAGGAAGGCUAUAACGGACAAUCUACAAUAUACUGUGGAACAUAUGAAAAACACGAAGGCGGACAAGGAAGAUGUUGAAGACGCCCUGCUUGAUAAAGUGGACAAAUGCAUGCUGGAACCGCUUGUCACCCAGGCACAAUUAAAGGACGUACAAGACAAUUUUGUCGGUAACGUGCAGGACAGCUUCAAUCAGUUGAAAAACCAAGUGAUGAAUUGGUCUUUGGAGUUGGCCCAACUCGAGGCUGCAAUAUCGAAGAAACUGGACGCUGACGAAAUGGAGGCUCUGAAAGAACACACAAACACACGACUGAAGUCACUGCAUGACAAAAUCACUAAGAUGUCGGUAAUGAAAGAUACAACAGAAGCUGCAGGAGCCAAAUCGAAAUUCAUCAGGAACAUUACUUGUUUGUCAUGUGAUAAGGAAGUAAUGAUGAGAAAGGAGCCCGAUAGUGUUUCAUAUCCGAAACCGGCUGCCCUUCCUGGCGGGAGAAGUAUGGGCGCCUAUUUGGCCUAUGAAUUGGAUUAUUUGAGAAAGCACCAGAAAUGCGCAAAGAAAACUAAAAACUUGAUUGCUGUCGAACAAGCCAUAUUGGGUGGAAAAGUGGAGAAACCGGAAACGGAUCACAUUUGUAAUCGUUACUGUGGAGGAAGUUUCACUACCACAACACCGGAACAAAGGGUAGCGAGAGUUGGACACUUUUUAAAUCAAUGGGAUCCGGACAAUUUUCCUGUUACUGAUAGUGGAGUUAGAGGGACAGAUGGCAAAGUUUACAAAGGACGAGCAAAAGAAACUACUAAAAAGGAUGUAGACAAAAAUGCUGAAAUUGACUCAAAGGAAAAAUUGCCAAAAAAAUAAUUAUUACAUGAUGACGAAAAAAAUAAAAGUUAAAUUUA
Aethina tumida (small hive beetle) is the source of this 3708-nucleotide messenger RNA. RefSeq names its product nipped-B-like protein B. The record is from RefSeq and is a predicted model, not a curated record. The coding region runs from base 50 to 3670 and encodes 1206 amino acids. NCBI's taxonomy places the organism in Eukaryota, Metazoa, Arthropoda, Insecta, Coleoptera, Nitidulidae. The transcript is spliced from 11 exons.